CGCAGCGAAGCGUUGGAGGCGACGACAACAUGAACUGCUCUCUGCUCUGUGGAGUCACUGCGCUGGCGCUGCUCAGUGCGGCGACCAGUAAGCCUCCGGUUGCAGGCGCCGCGCGCUGCGUCAACGUGUGGGACGAGGGCUGCAUCAACGACCAGAUUCAGGGGGGAGGUCGCGACGACGACUUCGUGAACGGCGACUUCAGCCCCGGCAAGCGCUGCGCGGACGCGCGCGGCGGCGACUGCGGCGGCGCGGAUAAUAAGAAAUUGAGUGACGACUACCUCGCAGCUCGACUACGUUACAUAUUUCUGGCAAAACUUUUCAACGACGCUCAAUUCUGAAGCCCGUUUCCCUUCUGAAUCUUUUAUAACAAAGACUACGGUAUGAAAAUGUUCUUAACGCCCA
This is a messenger RNA of Maniola jurtina (meadow brown), 402 nucleotides long. RefSeq lists its product as uncharacterized. Bases 30 to 338 code for a protein of 102 amino acids. The record is from RefSeq and is a predicted model, not a curated record. Lineage: Eukaryota; Metazoa; Arthropoda; Insecta; Lepidoptera; Nymphalidae. The transcript is spliced from 4 exons.